CCGUAGGAGAGUACCAACUUUAACGACAUUUGCAGUCGAGUGUGGCGACUAAAUGUCGCAUAAAAUGCUGUUGUUUGAGAUAAUUUUGGGUAGUUUUCUUCGUUUUAUUCACUAUUGACAUUUUUGGGUCUUGAUGGACGCGUUUCCGGUGCACCUCGGUUCACACAAUCGACGUGUGUACGGGAGGGGGCUGGGGGUGGUCCCCGGACGUCUGGGGCGGCCUCGUCUGUUUAUCAUCUCGGCAAACGCCCUCCUACAGCUUCAACGUCGCCCUAAAUCGCCUUUUGCGCACCUCGACUAAAGGCUGCCAAUUUAUUCUACGGAUUCUGACUGAAGUCUGAACCCCCCCCCCCUUCUCCGCCCCGCCCGUUUGGUUGCGUCUUAACGGCCACACGUCCAGCUGAUUGCAUUGAGUGCCUUUCAAUUCUUCUGUUCGAACGGCAGCGUUUUUUGUCGAGGCCCUCUUCGUUCGCCUCACCUAUUCGCCAUUUUUUCGAGGACUGUUCAUCGGACGAAAAAGCGUUUUGUUCUCGUCCCCUUCGCUUCUUUCCCCUUUCUUUUUUUGGGGAGGAAGCGAGCGAGCAGGCCGCGGACUCAUCCCCGGCCUCGCGUAGCUUCCUGCGGCCGGCCGCCAUGGGCGACACCAGCGAGAGAAGCAAGCCACCCGGUCUCCCUCCCCGCUGUCCCUGCGGCUUUUGGGGGUCCAGUAAGACCAUGAACCUCUGUUCCAAGUGUUUUGCUGACAUCCAGAAGAAGCAGCCAGAUGACGAUUGUCCCUCUCAGGACAGCAGCAGCGAGACGACCACAACCACCAUCACAACCAUCACCAACAGCGGCACCACCGCCGCCCCCGCCACCACCACCACCACCAACACCACCACCAAGACUCCAUCUAUAUCGUCGUCAGUGUCGCCAUCUUUGUCCUUGCCCACCACCACCACCACAGAGCUCCCAGUUACCAAGGAACCCUCGCCUAUGUUCGCCACCUCCAAGGAGGGCGUGUCGUCCACAGUGACAGCGCAGAGUACGAUGUGCACACCCACAAAACGUCCUCGAGAGUCGGCCUCUGGCUCGGAGAGCGAGGCCACGCCGGAGAAACGGCCGCGGGCGGAGGCGAAAGACGGAGGAGACGACGGCAGCGAGGAGCAGGCAGGCAGCACGCCCAAGCAGAAGAACCGCCGCCGCUGCUAUAGCUGUCAAAGCAAACUGGAGCUGGUGCAGCAGGAAUUGGGCUCCUGUCGCUGUGGCUACGUGUUCUGCAUGCUUCACCGGCUCCCCGAGCAGCACGACUGCCUGUUCGACCACCUGGGGCGCGGACGCGAGGAGGCGGUCCUCAAGAUGGUCAAGCUGGACCGCAAGGUAGGGCGCUCGUGCCAGCGUAUCGGCGAGGAGUGCUCCUGAUCGGCUGCCGCGCCCGCUCCCACGAGGCGUUUUGCACGCCUGAUGAGGAAUGCAGACGUGUGGCUGAAUGGAGGCAAGAAGAAAAAGAAGAUGAGGAGGAGGCUAUUUUGGACCUGAACGCCGCUUACACUCACAUAGCCUUAAUCCCUCCCCAUUGCCCUGGAUUUUUCCUAAUCACAGGAAGUCGCGCAGAACACUUGCCGCCUUUCUCUCUCAGGUCGAACCCACCUUCCUCCUCCUCUUCCAUCUUCAAUUUUUUUUUUUUUCCGGGGGGGUGGGGCAAACACCAUUGUGUUGCCUGCCGGUGGAAAUCUUUUGAGCGGGACUUGUGCUCACAUGGACUCCAGGAGAACACAACCCCAUCCGUAUCGCAUGUGUGAGAGACUAUGAGAAAGUUUGUGUGAGUGAUGAGAGAGUGCGCGACAGUUUCCCCUUCGUCCUCACGAUGCUCGGAAUGGUACUCCAACGACGGGGAAGUACGACUGAAGUUUUUUUUUUUUUUCUUCCCCCCCUGUUCCGAUGUAAGUUGUUCCCCAGAACGCGACCCGCAGAGUCCCCGAAGAAUCACCCGACCACCUCCGAGGCUUCUGUUAAUUUAUUUUUGGGGCUGUUUUGUGGCUACAAUUAAUUGAUCGGGUGGUGUUUUGUAAUUAUUAGGCUGUGGGGAUGUUUUGCUUGUUUUGGAAAAGUGAACCGAAUCUUUUCUUCCGUGUCUCUUUGUCGACGCCCGCCAGCCGGGCUAACGUUAGCGGCGAGCGUACGAAUGCGUCACGGUCGCCGUCGUUAGUCGUCGUGCCGAGCUUGCAUGCGAGUUUAGUGACAGUUUAAGAAAUUGAGCUACCGUGUUGGCACAUUUUGAAUUUUCUUCAUAGAAACGACAAAUUGUUAUCCUGAUAUCAGAGGAGAAGUAAUACACAUUACUAUCAUAUUUUGGGCCUAAAAUGUUCCCGGUUAUACAUGGGCAUUAUUUUUUGGGGGGGGGGGGGGGGGGGUCUAUUCCUGAAAUGGUGUUUGGAGCCCCACUAAUUGACAUCCAAAUGCCUCACUUUAAAUUGGAGUAUUAUGCGUUAUGGCGUCUUCUCAAGCCAACGGCGCACGCAACAACAAAAAGCUUUCCAAAUUUUCAAGAUUUCAUGUCAUCUGUUCAUCUAGUAGAGAUGGUUCCAAUUUUGUAGCAGUCAGACAAAAUCACAAGUCGUUCUUUGAAAGGACCCCUGAAAACGUUCAGAAUGAGCCUACAUGACUCGGAUGCAGUGGAAGCCAAAAAUUCCACGCCACAAAUUUCAAACCCCGCCACUCAAAGUGACUUCUUCUAAAGACUUUUGUUGUGUCGUCGCUCUUAAUCAGCGACACACUUUGGACUGGAUUGUAUGGCGUUUGCACAAGGAUGCGUUUGUUGCUUCCGUCGGGGAGGAAGCGGAGCGUCGCAACUCGAUGGAGAAGCAACGGGAAAAGCGGACGGACUAUGCGGAAUUGUUCCUCGUCAUCCUCUUCAAGCUCUUCCUCCUCUGGAGAUUCAGAAUGGCGCUAAAGGGAGAAGAAGAAGAAAAAUGUCACAGAUCUUUGUUCUUCUUGGGAUCUUUUUUUGUUUUUGUUUUUGAGUGCUGUUGAGAAAUGGAAGAAAAAGAAAAUAUCUUUCUGUACCUUUUCAAAGCAAAGAAUUAUUUAACCUUAUAUCAGUUUGAGUUACAACCUAGCAUAGAGUGGCAUAGUUUCAUUGUAUUAAGAAAAAAAAAACAGUUCUGUCCUAUUUCUCUUUCAUUUGUGUUCUGUUUUCUGCUGAGGAAAUAAACUGGAUUAGAGGUU
This is a messenger RNA of Syngnathoides biaculeatus (alligator pipefish), 3207 nucleotides long. Its product is annotated as AN1-type zinc finger protein 3-like. Gene Ontology annotation, molecular function: DNA binding; zinc ion binding. The coding region runs from base 634 to 1401 and encodes 255 amino acids. The transcript is spliced from 6 exons. Lineage: Eukaryota; Metazoa; Chordata; Actinopteri; Syngnathiformes; Syngnathidae. The record is from RefSeq and is a predicted model, not a curated record.